Messenger RNA from Aureococcus anophagefferens, 510 nucleotides. RefSeq lists its product as hypothetical. The annotation marks the transcript as partial. The record is from RefSeq and is a predicted model, not a curated record. Gene Ontology annotation, molecular function: glycosyltransferase activity. The transcript has a single exon. Lineage: Eukaryota; Pelagophyceae; Pelagomonadales; Pelagomonadaceae.
GCAUUUGCAACGCUAGUUUGUGACGAUGCAUCUGUAUUGUCAGCAGCGGUGCUGAUCAUGUCGCUGCUACGGACGGGCACUUCUGCAAGUGUAGUACCCAUGCUUGCACCAGCGGUUUCUUUGAGGGCUGAAGCUGCACUGGCUAGAAUGGCAUUGAGCGUAACGCCAGUACGAGUGCCCGAGGUUCCCUAUCCAUUCAAAGUGCAUCAAGCGGAGAUGCACCGUGGAUUGAAGCGGUCUUGUCGUUACACGAAGCUGCAUGCUUGGUCGCUUGUGUCGUUUGAGCGAGUGAUACUUCUCGACAGUGAUAUGCUGGUUAUGGAACCUCUGGAUGACAUCUUCUCAGAGGCACAGCGGCUGGCAGCUGUUGCGGAUAUUUACCCACGGAUUUUUAACACCGGACUUCUUGUCAUCGCACCAGACGCAGGCACUCAUGCACGACUUGUCGCAGCAGCAGGCGCGACCUUCAGUUAUAAUGAAGGGGAUCAGGGCUUCUUGAACUCAUACUUU